AUGACCGAAUCGGGACAAGACGAGCUAGCGCUCGACCCGUCACAAGCAGACGGCAGCUCCUCGCGCCCACACGGGCGGCUCUCAGCCCCUUUUCAGCCUUCCGCUCGCAUAUCUCAAAACAUGGCGAAUUUGGGCAGGAGAGACAAGGGAACCAGCGUAGUCCCUCCCGUCCCAGUAGACGACGACGACGAAAUAGGCAUAUUCCUUUCCUCUUCCUCUUCGUCCACGCCUGCACCACCGAAAGCCUCAGCGCGCCCCCACGCCUCGAGGGCAAAGCAGCCGCGACGAUCUGCUGGGCAACCACUACAGCCCCCGUCGCUGGGCUCUCAGAACCCGCCCCAGCCACAGAGUCUCAGGACCCCCGUCAAACAAUCAAAUACACGUGUACAGUACCCUCAAGACCCUUCCCGCCACGUUCUCGCGAUCAAACAGCAAACAGCACCGCCCGCUCUGACCCCUGCGAGAGCCUUCUCUCCCCUCACUGUAGCGUCCCCGUCACCAUCUCCAUUUUCACUUCCCCCUCAGACAUCGACGCCCAUCGCUCAGCUGACCCCCGUCAAUACGCACCUCACAAAUACUAUAGGUACGAAGCGUAAGCCAACCGCUCUCCCAAUUACGACCCCGUACCGUAAGCGCGCGAUGACGCCGUUGAGCGUCACAAAGACCGCUGGAGAGGGCAGUUUUGAUCGACUUGCGCCUCUUCCCGCCCCGAAGUUUCGUUCCGCCCACUCACGUCUAGAGACCGAUGGGUUCCUAAAAGGUGGGCAAGAGACGAUGGGGCAGUUGAAAAUAGAGGAGCCUCUGGGGACGCUCGAAGACGAGUUGAUAUUCAACACUCAGGUUCAGGUAGAACAAGAAGAGGCGGUAGAUGUUUCCCCAGGAGGCCACGUUACGAAGCGGAGAGCGCGAAGUAGACCGGUAAGCUGGGAACUGAUGGAUGACAUGGGCCGCAACGUGCAUAAGUCCCCAAAGAAACGGCAUCCGUCGAACCCUACCAGCAUACUUUCAACUAUCACCUUCCCCAGUGCUCGUUCUAGGACGCCUUCAUCCUCGUCUUCCUCCUCAACCUCGCCAAUUCCGCGCCAGCGGACCAUGAAUUCUAGCAAUGUCUCCACGACCACAAGGCGCGGCCGUGCCCAAAGCAACUCACUCAGUCGGCAGCGCACGGUCUCGAUCUCUCAGUCCCGUGAGGGACCGCGGACAAUUCCUCGGCGACUGGAAAGCUCAGGAAGUGCUACAUUGUUUUUUGGGCCGCCGAUUCCCCGCACGGACACCCCUCCGAUGAACGCGCGCACAACGUACCUGCAUUCUCCGCCAUCUACCUCUGGUUGUCCACAGCCGCUUUUUGGAAGGCCACAGUCUGCCACUCGUCAUAGCUACGCGGGAUCCUCCUUCACAUCCGGACACGGAAGCUGGGCGACUCCCAUGGGCAGCUCAUCUCCAUUGUCGAUCCACAAGGGAACUGAUGAUGACAUGGGUGAGAUUACGGACGAGGACUUCCACCCUAUGGUCCUUGACAAUGGACCUGACGAGGGCGACGAAGAAGAUCUAUUCUUUGGCAGUAGCAGUUUCAAAAGGCGUUCGAAGGGCGAUGAGGGCAACAAUAGCUUCGACGACAGCUUUGGAUGGGGGAGUGCUCCGGAAACGUCAUUUGCAAUCAGCAUUAUAGCCAGCACGCCGUCGCCGCGUAGCAAGAAUAUGUUCGGGGGCGUGCCGUCGGUACCAAAAUUGGAAAAGAAAUACAAACCUCGCGACUCUGGUAUCGUUAUGUCAGAAGAUGAAGACAGUGGACUUUCGGCACUCCGGAAGAAUAGGGGUAGAGGCUUCGGACGCUCGGGUUCGAUGCUGGAGGCAGUCAUGCCCAGCGCCUCCACGAGUGUCAGCACCAUCGCUAGCUCCGAUCAAGAACUCAUCACGCCUGGCUUCUUUCCGUCCGCGCAGUCAGGUUGGCCGCUUGGACCGCCGGGGAUCGUAAGCUCGUCCGAUUCCGAGGGUGCGAUGUCUCUCGCAGGCAUGCGGGUCGAGUCGGAUGUGGAUGCAUUCAUCGUUCGCACUUUAUUGCAAGCGCAACAGACGGAGCAGCCGUUGAAGCGCCCGCCCGGAACUCCGCAGAAGCGAGUGAAGACCGCGGGUGGGUUCGGGUUCGGACAACGUCCGUGGCAGAGCGCCGUGGCGAGUAAAGUGGGGUUUGAUUUCGGGGACGACGAAGGCACGAAGCGCAAGGAGGUAAAGAAGGGCAAGCCGAGGAAGAGCUUGCCGGCGGCAUUCCCGAUUCUUGGGACUUCGAGGAAAAGCAAAAAGGGAAAGGUUGAGGAGAGUACGGAUGAGGAAGAUGGGAGUCCAAGUACGAAGUACGAGGGCCUCGGGCUCGGCCGUCCCAGUGUGGGUAAGGCGGGGGUUGGGAGUUGGUUGUUGCGCAGGAGCAGUAGUGGUGCUAUUUCUGUGGUGAGUGCCGGGAGCGCGAGCGGUGAAGGCAGCUUGCCUGGUACACCGACCGCUGGCAAAGGCUCUGGCUGGGAACUUCCUCCACCUCGCAUCCCCCGCCUUUCCCCAUCGAAACCGACCAUAUCGAGCCACCUUUCGCCGCAUCGGACUGCGUCUAAUUCGUCUUCGUCAACAGCGACGUCAUUCCCGAACUCGCCAACUUUACAAGGCGCCAUUGAGCACUUACCACAUCAGACAACCCAUCGACGUGGCAAGAGCGAGAUGGUUCCGCAAGUGUCUCCGUUCAAACUACCCCGCCUGCCGCAGCAGGGUCACGCUGCACAUGCGCCCUCCACACUGCGCCCCCGCCCCUCGCUUGGAUUCCUGGGCUUUGGCGCCUCCAAGGUAUCGGAGAACGAAAAGCCGGGUAAGUUCGAGCGGGAGUUCGUCGAAGUCGGGGAAGUGGGCAGCGGACAGUUUGGCAAGGUGCUCAAGGUGCGGCAUAAAGAGCGCGGGAGCGAGGUCUGGGCCGUGAAAAAGUCGAAACGGUUCGAAGGAGUCAAGCACCGCCUCCGCUUGCGAGAGGAGGUCGACAUCCUGCAGCACCUCUCGCGCGCGUCUCCUCCGGCUACGCGUGGAGGCAUUCGUCGACACCCGAACAUCCUUGCGUACGUUGACAGCUGGGAACAAGACGAGGCGUUAUUUAUUCAGACCGAGCUCUGCGAGUUGGGCAAUUUUGCGCAUUUCCUAUGGGAGUACGGUCGGGCAUUCCCCAAACUGGAGGAGGCGCGUGUGUGGAAGAUCCUCGCGGACCUUAGCAAUGGUCUACGCUUUAUUCACGACGCAGGCGUCAUCCACCUCGACCUGAAGCCUGCAAACAUCUUCGUCACAGGUGAAGGCCGUUUCAAGAUUGGUGACUUUGGUAUGGCUUCGCUCUGGCCGCGCCCGAAUUUAGCGACCACGCCUGUGGCUGGGGACAUUCACGCUCAGAUGGUGCGCGCAACCGGGUUCGAGAGGGAGGGUGACAAGGUGUACCUCGCGCCUGAGGUGUUACAGGGACGAUACAGUAAGGCGGCGGACAUGUUUAGCUUUGGGAUGACCAUGCUCGAGACCGCAUCCAACAUCGUGGUGCCUGAUCAGGGCGAACCGUGGCAGCGGCUGAGGCAGGAGGAUUUUGCGCAAGUAGAGAUGGAUGAUAGCGGGGUGCUGUUCGAACUGAUCCGGAGUAUGAUGCGCACGGACCCUGCGCUACGAGUGGACGUGGGCACCGUGUGGGCGCAUCCGGUCGUCGCAAGAACGAGGGCGGCCAUGGAUCGGAUGCGGACGCGGGCACUGAGGGCGCGCGAGCCUGUGUUUGCGGCAUCGCCGCUCGGCCCCGUUCCAGACGGGUUCUUGGAGGAGAUCUUGGGCGACGCGGGACGGGUGGGCAUGGGUGUGCUGGAGGAAGCAAUGGACAUCUCGCCGUAGAUGUCCAUCGAGGAACAUGUGUGUAUGUAUGGGAGUCGGGAACGGUUUGGAUUUCCUGUUUUUCUUUUUUUUUUUCUAUGACCUUUUCUUUUCUUUUCUGCCUCCCCUCGAUAUUGCCAUCUCUUUUUUGAUUUUUUUUCGCCUCGUCUCGUUCUGUUUAUGGGUACACACCCCACCACCACACUGCUAUACGAUAUGUUAUGAUUCACCGAAAUUUAUGGACCCGCCAAUGCGCA
Messenger RNA from Heterobasidion irregulare TC 32-1, 4127 nucleotides. RefSeq lists its product as uncharacterized. Gene Ontology annotation, molecular function: ATP binding; protein kinase activity. The transcript has 7 exons. The record is from RefSeq and is a predicted model, not a curated record. The coding region runs from base 1 to 3891 and encodes 1296 amino acids. NCBI's taxonomy places the organism in Eukaryota, Fungi, Basidiomycota, Agaricomycetes, Russulales, Bondarzewiaceae. Gene Ontology annotation, biological process: protein phosphorylation.